CUGGGUUUUUUUGAUUUACUCGUUUUUUUUGUACUUAAAUGUUUUUCUGCAAACUUCGGGGAGAGUGGUCUUCUCCUCAGCACCAAGCCUGGACUAAUGGAUUACCACGUGCUCGGAUUAAUUUUAGCUUUCCUCCUCGGUGAUGCCAACGUUUUAGCCGGUUAUCCCAUUUGGUGGUCCCUCGCAUUAGGCCAGCAAUAUACCUCGUUGGGCUCCCAGCCGAUCCUGUGCGGUUCCAUUCCUGGCUUAGUGCCCAAGCAGCUCCGGUUCUGCCGCAACUACAUCGAGAUCAUGCCCAGCGUGGCUGAGGGCGUGAAGCUAGGAAUCCAGGAAUGCCAGCACCAGUUCCGGGGGCGCCGUUGGAACUGCACCACCAUUGAUGACAGCUUGGCCAUUUUCGGGCCUGUUCUCGAUAAAGCCACGCGAGAAUCUGCCUUUGUCCACGCCAUCGCCUCAGCCGGCGUGGCCUUUGCCGUCACUCGCUCCUGCGCUGAAGGCACGUCCACCAUCUGCGGUUGCGACUCGCAUCACAAGGGGCCACCGGGCGAAGGUUGGAAGUGGGGAGGCUGCAGCGAGGACGCCGACUUUGGCGUGCUGGUUUCGCGGGAGUUUGCCGACGCCCGGGAAAAUCGCCCGGAUGCCCGCUCCGCCAUGAACAGGCACAAUAAUGAAGCUGGGAGAACAACGAUCUUGGACCACAUGCACCUGAAAUGUAAGUGCCACGGGCUGUCGGGCAGCUGCGAGGUCAAAACAUGCUGGUGGGCCCAGCCGGAUUUCCGCGCCAUUGGGGACUACUUGAAGGACAAAUACGACAGCGCUUCAGAGAUGGUGGUGGAGAAACACCGGGAGUCUCGCGGGUGGGUGGAGACGCUGCGUGCGAAAUACGCCCUCUUCAAGCCGCCGACGGAGCGCGACUUGGUCUACUACGAGAACUCGCCCAACUUCUGCGAGCCCAACCCUGAGACCGGCUCGUUCGGCACCCGAGACAGGAUGUGCAACGUGACCUCGCACGGGAUCGACGGGUGCGACUUGCUCUGCUGCGGCCGCGGCCACAACACCCGGACGGAGAAGAGGAAGGAAAAGUGUCAUUGCAUCUUCCACUGGUGCUGCUAUGUCAGCUGCCAGGAAUGCAUCCGAGUUUAUGAUGUCCACACGUGCAAAUAAAAAGAGGCCCUUGAUAGAGCGGAAUGAUAAAUGUGAAGAGACUGCCAGGAAACACCAGCGUUGCAGCCCCUGACGCCUGAACACGGAGAAGAAAAAACAAGAGCCCUUUUCUCCCUCCUUCCUAGCCAAGGCAGGCAAUGGCGGAAGAACCACCCUGUUGGAAAUCAACGUAACAAGACUUCCUUGGCCCUUCUGCCAAUCCUGCCAGCAUCUCCCUUCUUUCUUGUUAAAACAGGUUCCUGAUUUCAAGCCGAAACAGUUUUGGGGUACGGGAGGGGGUCUGGUUUUUUUGUUGUUGCACAUAUCAGAAUAUAAUAUAUUUUUUAAAACCCUAAGGACUGAUCAAGGCUGUAGCGACGCUGACAAGAGGGGCAUGGUUGCAUCUGCUCACUGCAGUUACCGAGGUGCAGGAAAAGAAUGUCGGUGCUCAAGAAAACAAAAGGCAACCCUGUGAUGGCCGCCUCAGGCCUCGGAGUCAUCAAGCGACGACUGCGGUUGUUUUGCGAAUCGCUUCAUACGUUAAAACCUUGAGCUUCCCUCCGCACUCACACACCUGUAUGCCCGGUCUGAGUUUUGAGUCAUCCACUGUGGAAGCAGCAUUGAUUUCGGUGUUGAAGGGGGCGGGG
Molecule: messenger RNA, 1790 nt
Organism: Podarcis raffonei (Aeolian wall lizard)
Lineage: Eukaryota; Metazoa; Chordata; Lepidosauria; Squamata; Lacertidae
Gene: WNT3
Product: Wnt family member 3
Exons: 5
Coding region: 97-1164 (355 amino acids)
Biological process (GO): neuron differentiation; cell fate commitment; canonical Wnt signaling pathway
Cellular component (GO): extracellular region
Molecular function (GO): frizzled binding; cytokine activity
Source: RefSeq, a predicted model, not a curated record